GCACAGAAGAAGCAGAGCUUGGCUUGCUUCAUCUGGCGAAGGAUCGAGCUAGAGGAGCUCUAGUGCAGGGAGAUAGCAGAGAGAUCACAAGGACAAGCGCAGAGCAAUGGCGUCCUCCUCUGCUGUCCCUUCCAGUGCCGUCGCCGUCGCCGCGGCGGUGCUGCUGCUCGCCGCCGUGGGAGCCGAGGCCGAGACGAGGAAGUACCAGUUCAAUGUGCAAAUGGCGAGCGUGACGCGGCUGUGCGGCACGAAGAGCAUCGUGACGGUGAACGGGCAGUACCCGGGUCCGACGCUGUUCGCGCGGGAGGGCGACCACAUGGAGGUCACCGUGGUGAACCGCUCCCCCUACAACGUCAGCCUGCACUGGCACGGCGUGCGGCAGCUGCUCAGCGGGUGGGCCGACGGGCCGGCCUACAUCACGCAGUGCCCCAUCCAGCCGGGCGGGAGCUACGUCUACCGCUACCAGAUCGUCGGGCAGCGGGGGACGCUGUGGUGGCACGCCCACAUCUCCUGGCUCCGGUCCACGCUCUACGGGCCCAUCGUCAUCCUGCCCCCCGCCGGCGUGCCCUACCCGUUCCCCAAGCCCGACGAGGAGGUGCCCCUCAUGUUCGGCGAGUGGUGGAGGAACGACACCGAGGCGGUCAUCGCGCAGGCGCUGCAGACCGGGGGAGGACCCAACAUCUCUGACGCCUACACCAUCAACGGGCUCCCGGGGCCCCUCUACAACUGCUCGGCGCAGGACACCUUCAGGCUGAAGGUGAAGCCCGGCAAGACGUACAUGCUCCGGCUCAUCAACGCCGCACUCAACGACGAGCUCUUCUUCUCCGUCGCCAACCACACGCUCACCGUCGUCGACGUCGACGCGCUCUACGUGAAGCCCUUCGCCGUCGACACCCUCGUCAUCGCGCCGGGGCAGACCAGCAACGUGCUCCUCGCCGCCAAGCCGGCGUUCCCGGGCGCGCGCUACUACAUGGAGGCCCGCCCCUACACCAACACGCAGGGCACCUUCGACAACACCACCGUCGCCGGCAUCCUCGAGUACGAGGACCCCUCCUCCUCCUCCUCCUCCUCCUCCUCCUCCUCCGCCACCACCGCCGCCGCCGCCAACCUCCCCAUCUUCGCGCCGACCCUGCCGCAGAUCAACGACACCAACUUCGUAGCCAACUACACCGCGAGGCUCCGGAGCCUCGCGACCGCCGCGUACCCGGCCGCCGUGCCCCAGAGCAUCGACCGCCGCUUCUUCUUCACCGUGGGGCUCGGCACCCACCCGUGCGCCGUCAACGGGACCUGCCAGGGCCCCAACGGAUCCCGGUUCGCGGCGGCCGUCAACAACGUCUCGUUCGUGCUCCCCACAACGGCGCUGCUGCAGGCGCACUUCGCCGGCAGGUCCAACGGUGUGUACACCACCGACUUCCCCGCCGUCCCGCUGAUGCCGUUCAACUACACCGGCCCGCCUCCGAACAACACCAACGUGAUGAACGGGACCAGGGUGGUGGCGCUGCCGUUCGGAACCACCGUCGAGCUGGUGCUGCAGGACACGAGCAUCCUCGGCGCCGAGAGCCACCCGCUGCACCUGCACGGCUUCAACUUCUACGUCGUCGGCCAGGGGUUCGGCAACUUUGACCCCGUCAACGAUCCGGCCAAGUUCAACCUCGUCGAUCCCGUCGAGCGCAACACCGUCGGCGUGCCCGCCGGCGGCUGGGUCGCCAUCCGCUUCCGUGCCGACAACCCAGGCGUGUGGUUCAUGCAUUGUCACCUGGAGGUGCACAUGAGCUGGGGACUGAAAAUGGCGUGGCUGGUGCAGGACGGGAGCCUGCCGAACCAGAAGCUUCCGCCUCCACCGUCGGACCUGCCGCAAUGCUAGGCACGAAAUGAACGCGACCAAGACCAAUGGAUAUGAUUGCACCAUUUCCCACCAAAAUCACUGCUUCGUUUGCUCGAUUAGUUGCCAUUUUGCUAUUAUACGAUCGAUCGUCUUCGUCGUCGUAUCUCAUCAUUAUUUCCUUAUUGGUGUGUUUUUUUAACUAAUUGACUAUUCCUCAGGCGACUGACCAUGUCAGAUAAGUGUUUCCUUUUUGUUUUCAGCGGCAUUACUGUGAGAGGUUUGCUUCUUUUCUUCGCAGAGCUUCGCUCUUAUGAGUGCAUGCAUGCCUUCUUGUUACCUUUCUUGUAGCUCAAAGCUUGCCUGCAGCUUUUGUGUCUUGUGUGUAUUGAUGCAUUGUAACCUUGUACUUGCUUGCCGCAGUAAUUAAUAAAGAGCGCAGAUGCGAAUGAUUUCGGUA
This is a messenger RNA of Setaria italica (foxtail millet), 2282 nucleotides long. Its product is annotated as laccase-13. Gene Ontology annotation, cellular component: apoplast. The record is from RefSeq and is a predicted model, not a curated record. NCBI's taxonomy places the organism in Eukaryota, Viridiplantae, Streptophyta, Magnoliopsida, Poales, Poaceae. Gene Ontology annotation, biological process: lignin catabolic process. The transcript has 3 exons. Gene Ontology annotation, molecular function: copper ion binding; hydroquinone:oxygen oxidoreductase activity. Bases 107 to 1864 code for a protein of 585 amino acids.